Trachymyrmex cornetzi is the source of this 1485-nucleotide messenger RNA. RefSeq lists its product as uncharacterized. Bases 1 to 1485 code for a protein of 494 amino acids. Lineage: Eukaryota; Metazoa; Arthropoda; Insecta; Hymenoptera; Formicidae. The record is from RefSeq and is a predicted model, not a curated record. The transcript has a single exon.
AUGGCAAAUGAUGACGAGGACGUGGCCGUGCUCAAACGCCGACGCGGAAUAAUACUCGGUUCCUGCACGCGAAUACGAACAUUCGCGGAUUCAGCCGGGCCCGUUACGCCGUCCGUGGCAGCGCAACUCGAGGAACGCCGUUCCAAGCUCGAGAGUUAUUGGUCGGAAUACGACAGCGUGCAAACAAAAAUAGAAUUGCGCGACGAAAGCGAAGCGAAUAAUCGAGUAACGUUUGAGGACGCCUAUUUCUCGUUGUCCGCCAGGUUACGCGAAAUGCUUUCCAUUACAGCGCUGCCGCGUGCCGCUGCCUCCCCCUCACCGUCGACUUCGAGUGCCACAGUCACAGAACAUUUCAAUCACAUUAAGCUCCCCAAGCUUGACUUGCCGAAAUUUUCCGGAAAAUAUGACGAAUGGUUUCCGUUCUUCGACACGUUCAAAUCUCUAAUACAUGCAAAUGCCGCGUUGAGCGAUAUUCAAAGACUACAAUACUUAAGGGCCUCUCUCACCGGAGAUGCGGCCAAGUUAAUCAUUGCGUUAGAAAUUUCUAGCGCGAAUUAUGAGGUAGCCUGGAAUCCGCUAAAGGAACGCUACGACAAUAAACGUGCCAUCGUGCACAGUCACGUAAAGGCUAUUAUGGAAUUGCCAUCCAUGGCAAAGGAAAAAAAUAUCGCCAAACUACGUCAAAUCGCGGACGGCGCCACCAGGCAUCUUCACGCUCUUCAAGCUCUAAAACGUCCCACCGCGCAUUGGGACGAUCUAUUAAUUUACAUCUUAAGCAAUAAACUCGACACGCUUACAUCGCGUGAGUGGCAAUUGUCGCUGACGGGCUCCGAGCUGCCUACCUUGAAACAAUUUAUAGAAUUCUUAGCCCAUCGAUGUCAAACGCUCGAAACAAGCAGUAAAUCUCCCGCGGUUUCUUCAAAGGGCGCAGGCGCGCGAGCCCAGUCACAAUCUAGUGCGAGGCAGCAAUCCUGCGUCGCGGCCGUAAGGACAAAGUGUAGCUUUUGUAAAGGAAGCCAUCUCAUUUAUCAUUGUCAAAACUUUCUAGCGUUGCCCGUUCCGCAGAGAAUCACGGAAAUUCGGAAACGCAAGGCUUGCGCAAACUGCUUACGAUCGACUGACCACGUCUCAAAUAAGUGCCCCUCAGGCAACUGUAAACUCUGUAAAUCAAAACAUAAUACGCUAUUGCACCUUGCCGCCGCCAUGCCGGCCAAGCCCGACGGCUCAGAGGUGCACGACCGCGCUACGGGGGAGCUGUCACCGGCCAGUUCUCCUGCCGCUCUUGUCACGAACAACACCACUGCUCCCGCUCGCGAUUGCAUUAUGCUAUCAACAGCUGUGGUGUGGGCGUGCGACAGUUGGGGCUCUCGCAAAUCGUGCCGCGUGUUGUUGGACGCGGGAUCCCAGGCUAACUUUGUUUCGCGGCGGCUUAUAGAAGCCUCGGCCUUGAGACGCGUCCUUCUGACGUUGCCAUCUCGGGGAUAA